Colletotrichum karsti is the source of this 3042-nucleotide messenger RNA. Its product is annotated as putative Hst3 protein. Lineage: Eukaryota; Fungi; Ascomycota; Sordariomycetes; Glomerellales; Glomerellaceae. The transcript is spliced from 3 exons. The record is from RefSeq and is a predicted model, not a curated record. The coding region runs from base 1 to 3042 and encodes 1013 amino acids. Gene Ontology annotation, molecular function: NAD+ binding.
AUGCCUAUUAUCCAGGUGACCCCCGAAGAAGAUGUUCUUCUUCAGGGGAUUGCCAAUGCCAUUUUCAAGGCUCGGAAGGUCGUCGUCGUAACCGGCGCCGGCAUCAGCACCAAUUCCGGCAUACCUGACUUUCGAAGCGAGAACGGUCUUUACUCCCUCGCCCAGGCUCAUUACGACGCUGUGAGUAGGGAACGUGCGGAAAGAGCGAGACGUCUUUCGUCGUCGAAUUCCAGCAUCGCCGAUCAAGAAGAACGACCUCAAAAACGGCGGAAGCUUUCCUUCGAGGAUUCUGGAAUCUGUCUCCCCAGCGAAUCCUCGCAAAUAACGAGCGAUGAGGAGAUCAGUGGUUCCGGCAAAGAGAAGGCACACUCCGGGGAGAAGACCGAGGAUUCGACAGAUGGCCCUCGCGCCGCCGCAAGACCAGGCAAGGGGGGUGAAGUCGACGAGAGCCCCGAUGAGCCGCCGAUUUGCAGCACCGGAAAACCAGGGACGCCAAUCGAGUCGCUGCGACGAUCUAGGAGAGCGCAGUCGUUACCUCCGACAGAGCACCCGCCACAAGAUUUCCCAAGAGACCUCUUCGACGUCAAUGUUCUCCGUGACGACACGAAAACAUCAGUAUUUUACACUUUCAUCACGACUCUACGAAAAAAGGCCAAGGACGUCCAACCCACGAAGUCGCAUCACUUCAUCGAACAUCUCCGAAAUCGCGGAAAGCUCGUCCGAUGCUACUCGCAAAACAUCGACCUGCUAGAGGAAAAGGUGGGCCUAUCAACCUCACUCCAAGAAGGCCCAGGACAUCGCGGAAGGUUCUCCAGAAAGUCCACGGCGGCAACGACAGCAUCAACAACGCCAUCCAACUCGGUCGGCAGCGAUGAGGUCGGAUCUUCGCCGGUCGGAACUACAGGAGCAAAGAACGACGCAGAUGACAGUGGUACCGUGCGGGGGGAUGCGACUCCAGACACCUCCGGCCCGUCAGAAUCUCAGCCUCAACAGCAAGAGAAGAAAUCGGGCGGUGUAGAAUGUGUUUUACUGCACGGCUCACUCGGGUUCUUACGGUGCCUUUCCUGCCGCAAAAUCUGCGCAUGGGACGAAGAGGGACGUGAGAAUGAGACGCUCAUCGGCAGACAACCCGACUGCCCCCACUGUGCACAUGCGACGGCAGCGAGGGAAGGCAGGGGAAAGAGACGCCUGGGCGUAGGCAAGCUACGGCCAGAUAUUGUCCUCUACGGCGAAGACAACCCAAGCGAAGAGCUCAUAUCUUCGAUUGUUCAACAUGACCUUAGAAUUGGACCCGACCUACUCUUGAUCCUCGGCACCUCUCUCAAGGUACACGGCCUCAAGUCCAUCGUCAGGGAAUUCGCCAAGACGGCACACAGCAGAGGGGGCAAAGUCGUCUUUGUCAACUUCACAAAGCCUUCCGAAAGUUCAUGGGGAGACGUGAUCGACUACUGGGUACAAUGGGAUUGUGACGCUUGGGUGUCUGAUCUCGAGUUCAGAGCUCCCCUGAUGUGGCUUCCUCCAGGCACCAAGCUGCCAAAGAAGAAGAAAGAGAUCACCGAGAAGAGCAAGAAGCGCCGGCGAACUACAGAUGAAAAGCCGGAGCAGAACGCGUCGAAGCCAUGCAAAAAAGCAGGACCAUCACGUUCGCCUAAGGCAACUGCUGAACCCGAGCGACCUCAGCAGACAGAAACCCCGCCAAAACCUGACGCAGAACCGUCACCUGCAUUGAGUACAACUGCCGAGCCUGAGAGAACUACGGAAAUGGAGAGCCCGCCGAAACCUGACGCAGAACCAUCACUUGGGUUGAGUGCAACUGCUGAACCUGAGAGACCUCCGCAGAGGGAGAACCCACCAAACCCUGGCGCAAAUGCGGACCCAGAUACGUCUGCCCUCCCUCUGCAGCCGGAGCGUCAGGGUCAAGAACCUGAACCCGCAAAGACCGAUGAUGUAGCAAACGACGCUGCUAAGGUUGAGCCGAAGCGAGUAAAUCGGGCGGAGCAGGAUUCGAGACCGGACGAAAGGACGCCGCCGAAGGGUCCACUACGCCCGAUGGCAACGCGCGAGGACAAGACCAGCGGCGCCUAUCAUUACCAGAAGAUAAUGGCCCAUUUGAGUCGCAUUACGGGCAAUCAACUUUUGGUCACAUCAUCCCCCGGAGCCAUACAAAACACCGAGCCCAAGCCGAAGAAAUCCAGGAAGUCUGCUCCAGCUUUGUUAUCACAGCCCGCAUUGCCUGUUACUCUUGACAAGGCGCAAGCCUCUCAGGAACCACAUGAUCCACCGGGUGCUUCGCAGCCAGAGGAAACAGAGCAAGAGUUGUCGCAGCCCGAAUUGCCUGUCAGUAUUGACAAUGCACAAGCCUCUCAGGAGCCGCAUGAUCCACAAGAUAGUUCGCAGCCGUGGGAAACGAAGCAAGAGCAGAUUCGGAACCCAAGUAUUGUGGAACAUGUUCCAAUGGCGCAAGUUGAGGCAAGUUCUAUCUUGGACGCCGUCAAGUUGAACCCUCGGAAGCGGAAGCGGAAGACCAUUGAUGGUGUUGAGGUAUCCAUCAUUGGUACGCCGCGGUCAGUCUCUGUUAGCAAGACUACCCCGAGGCCCAGGCCCCAAAAAGCCAAGAAGUUGCAAAGAAAGGAAGAGCCUUUGGCUGCGUCGCCGAAGAUUAUCUCUGAUCUCGAGAGUUCCGCCAUGCACACGCUCAAGCUGGCGCCUCUCCGGAUGGGGCUGCCGAAUUCAACAACUUCGAAACCGCCAGCAAUGGAGCCGCCAAGUUUACCUACGGGUCCUUCGGUGGAGAUGUCACCCAAUUCGCGGAUCCGUCAGAUACCACCCAACUCACGAAUCUGCAUGCAGCAGAAGGCGACACUCGAACAACCAUUUCAGCACUUCGAUGCUCUUAUGAUGCAAUUAUCGCGCGCACCAAACUGGACUCCUCCGCGGGUGCCAUUUAUGCACACCGGUCUUUCUGGAACGAAGACGGAAAUCGCUGCGGCCAUGGUACUGAAGGGAGGGCACAGUCAAACAUUCUUUGGGAGUCAUACUUAA